Didymodactylos carnosus is the source of this 384-nucleotide messenger RNA. The record is from the annotation of a GenBank genome assembly. Lineage: Eukaryota; Metazoa; Rotifera; Eurotatoria; Philodinida; Philodinidae.
GACUUUUAUGGUACUACAAUAUACCGUUUGAUGUGGAACUAUUUGCACUUGCUUUUAUUCUAUUUCAAAGUUUGUACAGUAUGAAACAAAGUACGUGUCAUCAAUUAAUUUCCUUUAUUUGUAGCUUUAAAAUAUACAUUAUUAUUUGCUUUCCCCGGGGCAUUGAUGCAUUUUCAACAGUCUGUAAUAUCGCGAAAGCGAAUACAAGAUUUUCUAGUGUUAAAAGAACAAAACGAAGAGAGUAGUCGUUCAGAAUAUCGUGUUGCAAAUACAGACCAAAGACCAUAUGUUCAAUUAGAUAAUGUUUAUGCCCAAUGGAAUGUACGACAUUGUAGAGGAUCAGCUUUUUCCUACAUGACUAUUAAAAAUGUUGAUGCUAAAUAA